Molecule: messenger RNA, 1674 nt
Organism: Pediculus humanus corporis (human body louse)
Lineage: Eukaryota; Metazoa; Arthropoda; Insecta; Psocodea; Pediculidae
Product: ADP-ribosylation factor GTPase-activating protein, putative
Exons: 10
Coding region: 1-1674 (557 amino acids)
Biological process (GO): COPI coating of Golgi vesicle
Molecular function (GO): GTPase activator activity
Source: RefSeq, a predicted model, not a curated record
AUGGCUGACAAUAGUCCUUCUAAAAGUGAUAUCCAAGCAAUUUUUAAAAAAUUAAGGGCAGUUGCCACAAAUAAGAGUUGCUUCGAUUGCAAUGCUAAAAACCCAACAUGGUCCAGCGUAACAUAUGGAGUUUUUAUAUGUAUCGAUUGUUCGGCAGUUCACAGAAGCCUUGGCGUUCAUGUAACAUUCGUUAGAUCCACACAGCUUGAUACAAAUUGGACUUGGGUUCAAUUACGUCAAAUGCAAUUAGGAGGCAAUGCAAAUGCUGCUAAUUUUUUUAGACAACACAAUUGCCACACUACAGAUGCCCAACAGAAAUACACUUCUAGAGCUGCUCAAUUAUAUAAAGACAAAUUAAAACAAGCUGCUGUUCAAGCAAUGAAAAUUCAUGGAACCAAGUUGCAUUUGGAACCGAGCAAUGAAAAACCGGAAGAUAAUGUUGUUAAGGAAAUUGAUUUUUUCGAAGAGCAUUCAACGGCCAAUGAUAAUUUCGAUGAAUCAUUCACGAGUCAUAAUUUAAACGAUUUCGGGGGUCGCAUAAAUAAACCCAAUAAUAAUAAUGCUAAUGUAAAUGCUAAUCUUAGUCAAGAUGGCGGGUUCAAUAGGGAUGCUCCGACGGUUAAUUUAUCGGCCCAAGUUUCCGCUCCGGAAGGUGAAAGGAAAUCGUUGAUAGGUGGUAGAAAAAUCCAGGCGAAAUCCGGUUUGGGCGCGAGGAAAACUGGAAAAUUGGGAGCUCAAAAAAUAAAAACCAAUUUUGCGGAAAUCGAACGGGAAGCGGAAAUAAUGGACCAAUUAAAAGAGAGACAAGCAGAAGAAGCCAAAUUGCUAGCGGAGAAAACAGCCGAAGAAGAACAGAAACAAAUGGCUUCGAUGAGAUUGGCUUACAAGGAUUUGAGCCUUCAACAGAAAAAGGAAGAGGAAAAAUUGAAACAAACGAAUCCGACAAAAGCUCAACAAAUCGAAAGGCUCGGAAUGGGAUUUUCCGUCAAAUCAGGAAUAAGUCAUUCGGCACUGAGCGACAUGCAAACCAUAGAGCAAGAAAACACAUUGAAACCGUCAUCGUCGUCAAACGAAAAUAAAAAUUUAGAUUCCCUUUUUUUCGAUGGAAAUUCCGGGAGAGAUCGAUACACUAGUAAUAGUAAAGAAUCUAAAACGAAUCAAGAUUCGGGAUUCGAAAAUGAAUUUUCUCUCUCUCUCUUUCACCGCGAUAGGUCUUACAAAGGAUGGAAUUCGACAAGUGAUGCCAUGUCGUUCAGUUCUAGUUUCGAUGAAAAACCGAAUCCGGUUAAAGAAUCGGAGAGUAGUAGUCGAAGUAGUAGCAGUCGAAGGGAUCCGCCACUUCCGGCAUCGACAUGCGACGACGCUCAAAAAAAAUUCGGUAACGCAAAAGCCAUAUCUUCCGAUCAAUAUUUCGGAGAUUCAUCGUCCAAUAACUGGGAACGUAAAGCGAAUCUGUCACGAUUCGAAGGAUCGUCAAGCAUUUCUUCGGCUGAUUUUUUCGGAGACAGAUAUUCCAAUUCUCAACAUCAAUCGAGUUUAGCAUCGUCUAUAAGCGCUCCGGAUUUGGACGACGUGAAAGAAAGCGUGAGACAGGGAGUGACAAAAGUCGCGGGAAAAAUAAGUUCGUUGGCGAACGGAGUUCUUUCGUCCAUACAAGAUCGAUACGGUUACUGA